AUGGAUAUUGAACAAGAAAAUAAUAGAAUAAUAAUGAAUGAUAAUAACAUUACUAGCACUUAUAAUAUUGAUAAUGUCAAUAAUAAUAACAAUAAGCUUGAUACGAAUGAGAUGAAAGAUCAGAUACAAGAGAGUAAAAUAUAUGAAGAGGAAAAUUCAAAUGAGAAAGAGAAAGAUGAUAUUGAGGUAGAUGAUGAAUUCAAUGAUGAGGAAGAAGGUGAAAUAAUGGGAUCGGCUAUUAAGAGUGGGACAGAUAACAACAACUUAAUGGUUGAUGACGGUCUAAAUAAUAUAUUCGGUAUCCCAGAAUUCACAAGGAAAGAUAAGACGUUAGAAGAAAUACUUGAUUUAAUGGUAGAUAAUCCGCCCAUAAUACCGGAUGCAGUAAUUGAAUAUUAUAUGAGAAAGAAUGGGUUUGAUGAUGUUGAUAUAAGAGUGAAAAGGUUAUUGGGUUUAGUGACACAGAAAUUUGUAAGUGAUAUAGCCAAUGACGCGUAUGAAUAUUCACGUAUCAGGUCAGGGAUAGCGGUUAACAAUGCAAAUAAUGGACAAGCAAGGGCUAGGCAAUUGAUGUUGAACCAACAACAACCUGGACAACAGCAACCAUUGACACAGCAACAGCAGCAACAAAAUGAAAAGACCACACAGUCGAAGGUUGUGUUGACAAUCAAUGAUCUAAGCAGUGCCGUAGAAGAAUAUGGAUUAAACAUUGGACGUCCAGAUUUCUAUCGAUAA
Messenger RNA from Arxiozyma heterogenica, 735 nucleotides. RefSeq names its product Taf10p (gene TAF10). Bases 1 to 735 code for a protein of 244 amino acids. Gene Ontology annotation, molecular function: promoter-specific chromatin binding; RNA polymerase II general transcription initiation factor activity. Gene Ontology annotation, biological process: transcription initiation at RNA polymerase II promoter. NCBI's taxonomy places the organism in Eukaryota, Fungi, Ascomycota, Saccharomycetes, Saccharomycetales, Saccharomycetaceae. The record is from RefSeq and is a predicted model, not a curated record. The transcript has a single exon. Gene Ontology annotation, cellular component: SAGA complex; nucleus; transcription factor TFIID complex.